This is a messenger RNA of Juglans regia (Persian walnut), 696 nucleotides long. Its product is annotated as protein FAR1-RELATED SEQUENCE 5-like. The transcript has a single exon. Bases 1 to 696 code for a protein of 231 amino acids. Gene Ontology annotation, molecular function: zinc ion binding. The record is from RefSeq and is a predicted model, not a curated record. NCBI's taxonomy places the organism in Eukaryota, Viridiplantae, Streptophyta, Magnoliopsida, Fagales, Juglandaceae.
AUGUGGGAUCAGUUGAUUAGCACGUACAACUUGCAUGAGAAUGUCUGGUUGCAGAGUUUAUACAUUGAGCGUGAGCAUUGGGUAUCGACAUUCUUGAAGAAUGUUUUUUGGACUGGAAUGAGUACAACGCACCAGAGCAAGAGCAUGAAUGCCUUUUUUUAUGGUUAUGCUCAUGCUAAGACAAACUUGAAAGAGUUUGUUGAUCGGUAUGAUAAUGCCUUGAAAAAGAAGAUUGAGAACGAAAAUUGUGCGGACUUCCAGUCAUUUAAUGUCACAAUUCCCUGCAUCUCUAAAUCUCCAAUUAAAAAGAGAUAUCAAGAUCUGUACACAAAUGCUAAAUUCAGGGAAGUUCAACACCAACUUUUCGGCAUUAUCGACUUGGACCCAGUUUUACAUAAGGUGGAUGCUUCAGUCAAGACCUAUCUGGUAGAGGAUGAAGUUCGUGUCGAAUAUUUCACUAAACUAGUUACACAUUCAGUGGAUUUUAGUGAGGAAGAUGCAGUUGCCAAGUAUUCUUGUGGUUUAUUUGAAAUGAGGGGGAUAGUGUGCCAGCACAUCUUCGCCGUCCUAAAAUGUAAUGGGAUUAAGACAAUACCAAAUAGGAACAUUCUGGAUAGAUGUAGGAAAGACAUCAAGAGAAGAUACACGUUAAUCCUCAGCACCUAUGACGCAGGGGGAUCAACGGGAAAAUGCUAA